Physcomitrium patens is the source of this 3105-nucleotide messenger RNA. The record is from RefSeq and is a predicted model, not a curated record. Lineage: Eukaryota; Viridiplantae; Streptophyta; Bryopsida; Funariales; Funariaceae.
UCAUUAUAUCCUACACAAUUGAGCUUCGUCUCUAGAGAAGCUAUCUUUAGAUGUCACUAACUACAGACUGUUAGAUGUUAGCUGAUUGUGCGUCAUUCCAAGUCCAGCUCCGCUUUGUUGCGAAGGUGCGAGCUCAAGAUUCAGUUUUUUAUUUUUUAUUUUUAUUUUUUAUUUUUAUGGGGAGUGUCGUAUGUCGGCGGUCUGACUCUUGUGCCAUGCUUUUCUAUCGACUUCCCCCAUUUGCCAUGGCAUCUAGCUCUGGAUUAUUCGCCCCAGUCCUGUGUUGCUCCGGCGUGUUAGUUUCAGGCCUUGUUUAGUCGACCGUGAAACUUUUUCUGAGGUUUUCGCGCCGUGCCUAUUGCUGUCAAGAAAUCCCACAGUUGUUUUGUUGCACAUUGUGGGUGUGUGAUCUCACGGUUGGCUCUGCAGCUAACAGCUAACAUCUAACAGUCUGUAGUUUUUGUUCGACCUUUGCUUGGCAGCUGUCCUGUCUUGUGCUUAUGCUCUCGGUCAGUUUUCAUUUUUGUGCUCCUAGGAGCACAGGUUCCCCGCGAGCGUGGUGCGAUGUCUAGCGACGUCUGAUUUGAUCACUGCUUGGCACAUAUUAGCUCGGUUUUCUUAAUCUUUUAGUUUUUCGCCUGGUGAUCGUUCCAAUGAGCCAAGCCAGAAGCUACGCUGUCAGAUUAAUUUGGCUACUUGCCCCACUGGAUACAUGACCUUGAAAUCUGUUGGUUAGCAAGAGGAGAUUCAGCAGAUGAGGGCAUCGAGAAUUGGACUCCGUGUCAUGAGGGCGUCUACCGGUUUAGAUGGAGAGAGCAGGAGACAGUAUAUCCGGAGUGGGGCUGCCGGGGCGAGUUGGAGUCGGAGAUGUAUUUCUGUUUAUUCAGACCCCAGAAAACUCAAGCUGCUGCCCAAAACGCCCCAGCGGGUUCUCAUGCUCACUCUCGGUGUGCUCACCAUGAUCUUUCUCUUCUUUACGGUUAGCACUGACUGGCACUCAUUUUUUGGGCAGUCCAGACAUACCGUAAGUACAAGACCCAGGGUAAGGUCAGAUCCCUGCACUUCCAAUUUGCCAGAAGUAAAUGAUAUUGAUGAUGGAGGAAGAGGAGCCUCGAGUGAUGGGAAGUCCAUAACAGGUAAUGUGGCGUUGCUGCUAGGACAGAACCUUCAGUUAGGCAAGAGGCCAAGUAUCGGACUACUCAACAUCGGUAAAGAUGAAGCUUUGGGAUGGCAAGAGUAUGCGCAUGGACGCAUCCCCAUCUUCUUUCCCUUUGCCCAAGUUAAUCAGAGCCUUGCAUGGUCGGAUUUUUAUCCCGAGUGGAUUGACGAAGAGGAGCUCUUCGAAACUCCAAUGUGUCCGUCCUUGCCCUUCCCAUGUGUGCGCGAGAAGACAAAGCUCGACCUCUUGGUCGCCAAAGUUUCUUGCCAAAACCCGCAAGAGUCAGGUGGAGAGCGAAACGUUCAACGACUGCAGCUUUUUCUGUCUGCAGCCAGCAUUGCAAGCCAGACGGGAGAUGAGGCAAUGGAUGUCCUGAUCAUUAGCGAGUGUCGGCCGCCGUUGAAUAUCUUCCCUUGUGGAGAGCUCCUAGAACACGAGGGAAAGAUGUGGCUGUACCACGUGAACCUUGUCAAUAUGAGGAGCCGGUUGGUUCUACCAGUCGGAUCGUGCGAGCUAUCGUUGUCCAUUAACUAUCCAGAGCAACUUGCUGCGAGGACGGGCAAUGAGAGGAGGCAAGCCUACGUAUCCAUGGUGCACACUGAUGCGUCUUAUGUCUGCGGGGCAAUUGUAUUGGCACACAGCAUUCGUCUGUCCGGCUCUACACGGGACCUAGUUAUGCUGGUGGACUCUAGCAUCCUUCCCGAGCAGCGCCGAGCCUUGCAAGCAGCAGGCUGGCAGGUGCGUGAAAUCGAACGAAUCCGUAACCCGUACGCAGAAAAAGACCGCUAUAACGAAUGGAACUACAGCAAGUUUCGCCUCUGGCAGAUCACAGAGUAUGAUAAGAUUGUUUUCAUCGACUCUGACCUUCUCGUGCUGCGCAACAUUGACUUCCUAUUUCAAUUGCCUGAGAUUUCGGCCACUGGAAACGACCAAAACCGCUUCAAUUCGGGAGUGAUGGUGAUUGAGCCCUCCAACUGCACGUUCGGCAUCCUCCUGGAUCAAAUCAUGGACACCAGAUCAUACAACGGCGGCGAUCAAGGUUACUUAAACGAGAUAUUCCCAUGGUGGCACCGUCUUCCGAAGCGCGUCAACUUCCUGAAGCACUUCUGGUCGAAUGACACCGACGAGUUGGAGACUAAGACUCGCCUCUUCGGUGAAGAUCCUCCUGAACUCUACGUGCUCCACUACCUAGGCAUGAAACCAUGGGUUUGCUUUAGGGAUUACGAUUGCAACUGGAACUUGAAGGAGCAACAGAAGUACGCGAGUGAUUCGGCCCACGCCACAUGGUUUAAGAUACACGACAGCAUGCCGGAGAACCUUCAACGGCAGUGUUGGCUCAGGACUUUGGCUAAAGCAGCUCGGGAAGUGGAGCGCAGGGAAGCGGAGGCUGGAAGCUACAGCGAUGGGCAUUGGAAGAUCAAAAUUAGGGAUCCCCGGCUGGAGUUGUGUCCGACUCCUGAGCAUUGUGACUGGGAGGAGAUGAUAAGGCACUGGAAUGAACCACCACCGCAAGCUCUUUGAGCCCAUAGUGUAAAUAGUAGGACCACUGGUUCGCUUAAACAAGGUCAGGGCCCAUGACAAACAAGAUAUACAAAAACUGGUUGAAGGAUCUCAGGAAUCGGCCCAAAUGCUUGAAAUGUGUGACCAAUGUACUAUUAAGGCAAUUAUCCUAUCAGUAGGCUUAUAUGGAGAACAUAUUACAGAUCAGGGUUUCUUUAUAAAGAUCGGCGAAAUGUUGAAGCAUCAAUUCAAGGACUUUUUGUAGCAGGGGACGCGUUUCUGAAGGUCAUUGUUGUCGUAGGCUGUAACAGUAAUGAAGUCUCUAGAGAGCGCUUGAGUGAUUCGCACUGGUUGAAAGACCAAUUUUGGGGGAUUUGCAUUAUCAUGCUGAAUGCUAUGUUGCGCUUUGGCAAAAUUUAUGUCAUUCCAUUUAUGAUUCUUCUGCU